CCUGGUACCGAGCCACCCACAGACGCUCUACUCAACCACCUUGAUCUUCGACCAAUAGCCACACCAAAAAAGGCAGUAUCUAAUGGCUCAAAUCGUGCAGUCCCGUUCUCCAGAGGUCCACCGGACGCGAAGACCAGGAAAUAUGAUCGCCAACUUCGUUUAUGGGCAGCUACUGGUCAAGCUGCUCUGGAAGGAGCGCGUCUCUUGGUAAUCGGCGCUACCGCGACCUCAACCUCUCUCCUCAAGAAUCUUGUCCUGCCAGGCAUCGGCCACUUCACAAUACUAGAUUUGAAUAUCACCAAGCCAGAAGAUGUUGGGAAUAACUUCUUCUUGGAGGUGGAUAGCAUCGGCAAACAGAAGGCGGUCGAAGCGGCUAGACUUUUAUCUGAGUUGAACGAGAGUGUUCAAAGCGCUGCUGAAAUUGAUGAUGUGGCGGAUAUUCUUGAAAAGAGACCAGAAUGGAUCGCGAACUAUACACUCGUAUUCGCGCAUAACCUACCCCGCAAGAUA
Acaulospora colombiana is the source of this 510-nucleotide messenger RNA. NCBI's taxonomy places the organism in Eukaryota, Fungi, Glomeromycota, Glomeromycetes, Diversisporales, Acaulosporaceae. The record is from the annotation of a GenBank genome assembly.